AUGAGAGGCCAGGCUCCAGUGGGAAAGAGCCGCAGAGUAGACGGAUACCAAGACUUCAUUAGCCAUGACUGGGGUACGUCCAGGUGGUUAAAGCUCGUAGCACUGCUUGUUAUCUUCAACAGUCAUGCAGCGGCAGCGGCUUGCUUCCUCGUGAGCCUGCUCGUCGGUGUGCUUCGCAUCAGUGGCGCUGUGCCAGACCACUUUUCGACUGCUUUUGCCGGACACGUAGCUUUUUACGCAGUCCUUUGCUUCUGGCAGCGGCUGCGUGAACUGGUCCUGAAGCCUCGGAUCGUCUUUCUCGACAAGCUGUGCAUCUCUCAAGAAGACGAAGAGCUGAAGGAGAGAGGCAUUCUGAGCCUCCCAGGAUUUCUGGACCGGUCGGAGGAGUUGACCAUUCUUUGGUCCCGGAAGUACUUCACUCGUUUGUGGUGUACAUGUGAGCUUAUUACAUUCCUCAGAGACCACCGGAAACGCAAGUUCGUGCAAGUGGUGCCCGUGAAACUCUGUUUGCUGAUGCUUCUCAUGUCCGUCUCGUGGCAGUGCCUGGCGGCAGGAUAUUACAUUGCAUACCGUGAAGUUGACUCCGGCUUCCGAGUCACAUCGAUCACUGCCAGGAUCAUUUUCCAAUCAAUGGCUGUGCUGAUCCUCCCGUUUCAGAACUACAUCGCCUUGGAGCUCAUGACCGAGAUCGAGGAUUUACCCAGGCAGAUGAAGAGCUUCAGCAUUCGCGCUGCUGAUUGCGCGUGCUGCUCCUCCAGCCACCUCACGGAGACUGGCAAAAGCAUUCCUUGCGACCGGAAGCUUGUCUUCGAAGCGUUGGAGCUGUGGUACGGGAAAGCUGAGGCAACUGAAGACGAAUACCUCACCCACUUCGAUUCCUUAGUUCAAACACAGGAAGUCACCGGCAAGGUGUUGAGUGGUUUAAGAGGCUCUUUGAUACCGUUGCACUACUCCGUGUCCAUGAUCGCAAUUGCAAACGUUCCUUUCCUGUCCGACUACAUGGCUAGCAUUGCUGCUGGUCCUGCAGAACCUCUUUCUGGGCAGGAUCUGUUGGGUUGGGGCAUGCGGAUGUUCCUGGACUGGCUGAAUUUCUUCCUUGUGAUCGUGCUUGCCGUGCAGCUGAGCUUGUUGAUUUGGAGAGGCGCCAGUUGUUGCCGGAAACUUUCCCGACCACUUGUGGCUUGUCUUCUGGUACCUCCUAUGUUGAUUUCUGUUAUGACCUGGGAACCGUACCGCAGCACCAUGGCGCGCUCCCCGUCGAACAGCAUGCUGCCUUUAAUUCCGUUUGCAGGCCUCCUCGUCCUGAACCUCGGAUUUCUGAUUCCACAGAAGGAGUUCAGGUGCUGCCUGAGCAGAUCUCCACCUGCAGAGCCGGGGCUGGCCGAGCAUGGCAACGAGUUGCCCGCUGUGGACGAAGAUAGUUUUGUGUCAGUGUAA
This is a messenger RNA of Symbiodinium sp. CCMP2592, 1437 nucleotides long. NCBI's taxonomy places the organism in Eukaryota, Dinophyceae, Suessiales, Symbiodiniaceae. The record is from the annotation of a GenBank genome assembly.